AUGGCGACGAGUAACUUGCAAUUCCAGCAGCGGACCGAAUCUACAAUUCAGAACCUGCAAACACGGAUUGGCCAGUUGGCAACAUCAAUUAGUCAGGUUCAACCUCAAAAUUCCAGCAGUUUUAUUCCUUCUCAAAUAGUUCCAAAUCCAAAAGGGAAUGCAAAUGUCAGCGUUAUAUCUCUGAAGUCAGGCAAGCAACUAAAUGAGCCCCAGCAAGCUACAGUUGAGGAUGAACUAGCAUUGGAAAAAAAUAAGACAGCGCAAGAGAAGAAAAAAUUUGAUAAUGAACCUGAGUUCUCCGUUCCGCUUCCCUUCCCUCAAAGAGCCAUCAAUUCCAGGAAAUUGGCAGAAAUAGCACAAGAGAAGGAGAUGCUAGACACAUUCAGGAAGGUUGAAGUUAACAUUCCUCUCUUAGAUGCGAUCAAGCAGAUUCUAAAAUAUGUCAAAUUCCUAAAAGAAUUAUGCAUCAAUAAGAGGCGACUAAAGGGGGACGAGCUAGUUAGCGUGAGCCGCAAUGUAUCAGCCCUCACCCAACCCAUGCCUGAGAAAUGCAAAGACCCAGGUACAUUUACUAUUCCCUGCAUUAUUGGAAGUUGUAUAUUUGAUGAUUGCAUGCUAGAUUUAGGUGAUUCCAUUAAUGUCAUGCCUGAGUCUAUUUAUAAGUCCCUUGGUCUUGGUCCUUUGCGUGCUACUGGUGUUGUUAUCCAGUUAGCCAAUAGGAGCAAUGCUCACCCUUCUGGUUUAAUUGAAAAUGUUUUAGUCAGAGUUAAUAACCUGAUAUUUCCUACUGACUUUUACAUUUUAGAUAUGGAGGGUGAGUCUCCUAGUAGUAAGCCCCCAAUCAUACUUGGGAGGCCCUUUUUGUAA
Molecule: messenger RNA, 867 nt
Organism: Gastrolobium bilobum
Lineage: Eukaryota; Viridiplantae; Streptophyta; Magnoliopsida; Fabales; Fabaceae
Exons: 1
Coding region: 1-867 (288 amino acids)
Source: RefSeq, a predicted model, not a curated record